UUCCCUCUGGGGGCCGCUGCCCCUGAACCGGCCUAAAGCAGCAGCAGGAUGUUCGCAGGCUCAGGCUGUGUGCAAGGAAACAUGAGCAGGCGCAGAUAUUCAGAGUCCCGGGCCGAAAGCAGAGAAAAGCGGAGGAGGAGACGGCGGUCCGUUUAGGUUAGAGCUCAGAAACUCAGGCGGGGAACCUGUGAGCGGGGCAUGGGCGGCUGGGAGCAGGAUUAUUGUUCAGCACAGCCGAGAGACGCAGGAGGGAGCCGGGAAAGGAGAAACUCGGGGACGCUGGGACAGAGUUUUCCCUCCUCACACCUUUUGGAUCUGUGCGCAGCAGAGGGAGAGAUCUGCGGAGCGAGCGGCCAAAGAUGAACACCAUUGUGUUUAACAAGCUGAGCAGCCAGGUCCUGUUUGAGGAGAAGGCGAAGGAGGUGGAAAUGAGCAGCAGAAAUUACCUGGAAGUCAUCGACGGCCAACAUCCAGAUCUCCUCUGCAGCAGCCCGGCCAUCAGAGACAGCCAGGCGGUCAGACACAGGCGGAGCGGGGGUCGUCCCAGUGGCAGCAAAGUGCGGCACAAGCGCCAGGCCCUGCAGGACAUGGCACGGCCGCUCAAGCAGUGGCUCUACAAGCACAGAGACAACCCCUACCCGACCAAGACGGAGAAAAUCCUCCUGGCGCUCGGCUCGCAGAUGACUCUGGUUCAGGUGUCGAACUGGUUUGCCAACGCCAGGAGACGCCUGAAGAACACUGUGAGGCAGCCGGACCUGAGCUGGGCACUCAGGAUCAAACUCUACAACAAAUACGUUCAGGGCAACGCAGAGAGGCUGAGUGUCAGCAGUGACGACAGCUGCUCCGAAGAUGGAGACAACCCUCAGAGGACACAGAAUGGUCCUGAAUUUCUCCCCAAACCCUUGUACCAGAGCGUUAUCAAGACGGAGGGCUCCUCCAUGGUGGGUGUGGCCAUAGGGAUGGACCCAGGGCUGCGUUCUGCGGUGGAUGCCGCCUCUCUGGCUGAGGACUACGUGUCUCCACCCAAGUACAAGAGCAGCCUGCUGCACCGCUACCUGAACGACUCUCUGCGGCAUGUGAUGGUGGCCAAUGCCGUCAUGGAUGCUCGCAAGAGGAACCACUCUGGCUCCUUUAGCUCCAACGAGUAUGACGACGAGCUGCUGUCGCCAUCCUCCUCUGAAGCCGAGGCCAACUUGGUUUAUGGAGCCGAAACCACAGAGCAUGGAUCCAGGAAACGUGACCACAGCAACGGUGGCGUCGCAGCUACGCAGGAGGAAAAGGCGAAGGCCAAAGAUGUGACGCAGUGGAAGGAGAUCAACGCCGUCAUGGCCUUGACCAACUUGGCCCAGGGGAAGGACGGCGUCUCGGGAACAACCAGCUGCAUCAUCCAGAAGUCCUCUCAUAUCGCUGAAGUUAAGACGGUUAAAGUGCCAUUUGUGACGAAGUUUUAGCUGUGACGCUACUAAUCUAUGCAAAGCAGUAAACAUUCCUCUCUCAGUAAACUGAACAGAGACCAGAAAGCCUUCCUGGCAUCAAACAACCGGUGUUGAAAGAGACUGGGCUGGUGGAGAAAAAGAAACAUAUUUUGGACUUUUAUGAAAUUCCUUUUCAUAAAAACAAAACUUUAUUAAUGUUAACUUAUUUUUAUAAAUCUCUUUUUUUAGUAAAGAAAUAGUAUUUUCCAAAGUGCCUUUUUCUUUUUCAGCAGCUCUGUUCUGCGACUGUGAGCAAUGGAACAUAUGAUUACAGAGAUUAGUGCUGGAAUGUUUUGUCGGGUGAGGGCUCUUAGUACAAUUCAGGAUCUGCUCCUUGUAACAUUUUGUACCUUUGGGACGGAGUGAGCUCACUGACACUGCUAAACUCAAACAGCUUGCCUCUGAACGGAUCCUUAGUGGAAGUGCCUCAUGUUCUUAUUUUGACUGGAGUUUCCAUUUUGGCUGUAAACAGAACCCCCUUUUACCACCGUCAGACUGUGGCUACUGGCACGCGAUCAGCGACUUCUGAAUACGGAGAUAAGCGAAAAGUUUUCUCCACCUCAUCAUCACAUCCUGACCUUGUUCCAUCAGCCGCUGAAGGAUUCUGCUCUUAUCAAGCUGCAUAGCUCCUGAAAUGUGCACAGCUGGUCAGCUGAACCUAAAGCCACUAUCACCCACACGGCCCGGCGGAUACAUGCAGGGCCACUACUUCUGUAAAUGACUGCUUUGACUCUAAAAGGGAUGUUUUCACUUUACAUUACAAGUCUGCAAUGCAAAUGAUGUUAGCCUUUAACAUGUCUGCACAGAAUAAUAUUGUCUGGUAUAAAGAAACAAACUGAAAGAAAAGCCAACCUUUGCUCCCUCUCUGCCUUUUGAUCCACAGCCUCCCCAGAUGUUCGGCAUUACUUUCAAAUUGCUGUUUACAAGAAGCCUGGGGAUAGGCUUAAAAAUCUAACGUUCUCCUCCAAUGCCUAUUUUUUCCACCCUGCACUUCAUUACAGUAUUAUUUCUUUGUCAGCCAAGCAAGUGUUGAAAGCAUUUGUUAUGACUGCCUCUAUGUGUCUUAUUUUGUUCUUGAACAAACCGUCUCUGCUGAAUGUGUUGCAUUAAAAUCCUCUCUGUAAUCCAAUGGAAAAAAUCU
Messenger RNA from Cyprinodon tularosa, 2616 nucleotides. It is a transcript of the gene mkxa, whose product is annotated as mohawk homeobox a. Gene Ontology annotation, cellular component: nucleus. The transcript has 7 exons. Gene Ontology annotation, molecular function: DNA-binding transcription factor activity, RNA polymerase II-specific; RNA polymerase II cis-regulatory region sequence-specific DNA binding. The record is from RefSeq and is a predicted model, not a curated record. Lineage: Eukaryota; Metazoa; Chordata; Actinopteri; Cyprinodontiformes; Cyprinodontidae. Bases 360 to 1451 code for a protein of 363 amino acids. Gene Ontology annotation, biological process: cell development; muscle organ development; regulation of transcription by RNA polymerase II.